This is a messenger RNA of Chenopodium quinoa (quinoa), 2375 nucleotides long. RefSeq names its product disease resistance RPP13-like protein 4. The coding region runs from base 364 to 2226 and encodes 620 amino acids. NCBI's taxonomy places the organism in Eukaryota, Viridiplantae, Streptophyta, Magnoliopsida, Caryophyllales, Amaranthaceae. Gene Ontology annotation, biological process: defense response to other organism. The record is from RefSeq and is a predicted model, not a curated record. The transcript has a single exon.
AAAAUUUACUGUAAAAGAGUGCAAAUUAAAAUUGUGCAAGCAGAACCAAACAGGGCUUAGUGCUUGAAUUGACAAGUCGCAUAAACCUCUAGCUAGUACAAAUCAUUUCUUGGGGGGAAAAAGGUUGUAGGGUAACCAACAAUUAAUUGUACAAUAAUAACUUGUCUGUUUUUUUCCCCUUGUCCUGUCCUUCCUCCAUCUUUAUACACGGUAAGUGUUUUAAUUUGACUUUUGCAAUAUUCACGUACAUUGUAAAGACUACACAUAUUUUGUUCAAAAAAAAAAUAUAUACUACGUAAUAAAGACCACAUAAUCAAAUCUCAUGACCUCAAGGUAAAUUUAAGAGAUAAAUCCCCAACCACGAUGCUGGCCUCUUCCUCCAUCAGCCGCACCAUGAAUCCCUUAGUUAAUUCCCUCAUCAACCAUGGUAACAGAUUAGCAACACUAAAAGAUGUGGCUAAAAGCCGAUCAAGUAGAGAAAUCAUUCAUGAAAGUGUAAUAAAAGAGGUUGAAGAUCUACUUCUAAAGCUCAAGAAACCUCAACUUCCAGGCUCUUUCCCUGAUACUAUCAUACCCAAAAUAAUCGAUAAAAUCCAGGCUACUGUUCAAACUUUCAUCAAGCUUGACAGUGACAAUGCUGCAAAAUACGAAUACCUUGCUAAGAAAAUCAAUGACUGGAAAUCCAAGAAGCAAUCUUCAACAACACUCAGUGUGCCCAAGCACCUUCGCAUGUCGCCAACUGGUGAUUCAACUUAUCAGCCUGAUUCUUCCACUGUUGAUGAUCAUCAAUUUCAGCAGCUCACUAACAAAAAGAAGACAUGUCUAAUCUGCUGGAGUUUGUUCCCUGCUGGAACCGAAAUACAGAGAAGACAGUUGAUCUACUGGUGGAUUGGGAUGGACUUAAUUACUGAUCAAAUCGAGGGUGAUAAUAUACUAGCAGAUUUUGUUGACAAAGAGUUCAUCGAGUGCACCAUUAUGGGAAACAAAAUAUUGUGUAAUAGCUACAAGAUGAAUGAAAAUGUUCACUCCAUAGUCGUUCAAGCGAUUAGCAGCUUUGGCAAUUCUGUAACAGAGCGCAACUUUUGGUCCGUAACGUACCUGCAACAGCAACAACAGCAACAGCAACAGCAACAGCAACCAACAAUGUUCCAGCGAAUGUCAUCGCUAUCUAAACAAACGAAAGGCGAUGACAAUGUCACGCCAACGAUGUCAUUGGUGAUUAACAAAGGAGAGAACAGCCUCAGUGGUGAGACACUUGAAUGGCUGAAUAAAAUGAAAAAUGUUAAAGUACUACACUUAGGUAGCUGGGUUCGUGAUCCUAAAAAUUAUAUCGUAGUUGAAGAUAUUGAAACGCUCAAGGGUUUAAAAAACAUGGGGCAGUUAACUUGUUUAAGCUUACAAGGGAUAUCAGGAAUAGUUGAGCUACCAGAAUCAGUAUACAAGCUUGAUAACCUGAAGAUCUUGGACUUGCGAGCAUGUCCCAACUUGGAGUCCCUCUCGGAAGGGAUCGAGUCAUUGAAGCAACUUACUCACUUGGAUUUAUCCGAGUGCUACUUACUUGAUCAUGUCCCUAAUGGGAUUUCUUCAUUGACUAAGCUUCAAGUGCUCAAGGGCUUUGUAAUUAAUCCAGAAGACGAUCCACAACAAGCGGUAGAUAAUGGAAAUGGAAAGAUUAAUAACAAUAAGAUGAAGAAAAAGGUGUCUUCAAUGGCAACAUUUAGUGACUUAUCAAAUCUUAAAGAGCUAGUAAAAUUGACUAUCCGCACUAGAAGAAUGAAAUUUCCAACCAUACAAGAUUUUGAUACUCUGUUGGCAAUGGACAAGCUCAAAACUCUAGGAAUUCUUUGGGUGCGGAGUUCUUCCGCUGUUGUAUGUCCAACGCCCACAAGAAGAUUUCCAAAGAGUCUCGAGAAAUUGGAGCUUCAGGCUGCCCCAAAGGAUACGUUGUCAUCUCUUCUACGAUGUAUUUGUAAAGAUAAAGAGAGUUCCUUGCAGAAACUCUACAUUAGAGGAGGCCAAGUUCUGGACCUUGGUAUGGUGUCAAUGGAGAUGCAUUCUUUUUGCAAUGUGCAUACCGUACGUCUCAGAUACUUGCCGGAGCUAACCAUCCAUUGGGGUGAAUUUAGGAAGUUUUUUCCUAAAUUAACUCGAUUACAAGUAUGGAGAUGUCCUAAUCUCAUCGCUUUCCCGUGUGAUGAGAAUGGUUUAUGGGUAGAAACAAACUAGAUCAGUUAAAUAAGGUGUAAUUAAUUUUUGAAACUAGUAUUUGCACCAAAAAAAACAAAUCAAACUAGUAUGUUUUUGGUUUGCUUGUUAUUCCUGUACUAAGCUUUUAUUGUAUCAUUUUAAAAUAACGGAGGAAUAAUAGUUUUAUC